AAAAACACAACAGAGUAGCUUUUUUUUUUUUUUUAAGAGUUGAAGAAGUGGACACGAGUCGUGAGUGGAACCGUGGCUAAGUGAGGAUGACAUCAGAAAAGGAGGAUUAAACUCCAGGGAUGUUUGAGCGGAGCCUGUAACAGCCAUGCUGUUACUUCCAGACAGACAGGUAUUAUGGCUUGAAUGAGCGACUCAGGGAAGAAGCGCCGCGACAAUAAAGGUGGGAGGCACGUUCACGGUCACCUGGAAGAGGAGGAAAGUUUACCGCGCCUGACUCGGAUACAAGUCCACUUUGUCACUUUUGGAUUUCUCAUCUCAGUAGCAAGGCCCGCAUUGGUUUGGUGUAGGCUCGAAACUGUUAAUAAUGUCCAAACCCGGGCUAAAGAAGCCCCACUGGAGCUCCCGGGUGAACGAGAGCGCCGUGAGCAAAGAUGCCCGCGGGGACUUGAACGUGUCUCUGCGCGGCGGAGCGGAGCGCGGAGAGUUCGCGUAUGUCGGGCAGAUCAGCCAGGAUGCGCUGAUCUACCAGAGUGGGAAAUUAAACGAAGGGGAACUGUUGCUGGAGGUGGAGAAUCUCUCCAUCUCGGGAUUACCUCUGUACGACGUGCAGACCGUGAUAAAGAACUGCAAAGGUCCCGUGAGGUUGAAAACUGUUAGACAAGGAAGCAAGCUAAAUAAGGACCUGAAGUACUAUUUGAGCCUGCGCUUCCAGAAGUCAUCACCCGAUCACGAACUGCAGCAGACCAUCCGCGACAACCUUUACCGUCAUGCAGUGCCUUGUACGACCCGCGCCCCACGUGACGGAGAAGUUCCUGGCGUGGACUACAACUUCCUCUCUGUAGAGGACUUCCUGGAAUUGGAGAAGAGUGGGACCCUCCUGGAAAUAGGAACAUAUGACGGUAACUAUUAUGGGACGCCCAAGCCGCCGGUGCAGCCUCCCAUUGGGAAAGUGAUUAGCAGUAGCGGUAGUGGCGGUGAUGCACCCCUGCCAGACGGGCUCACCAGUAGCCUGCCGGGCUCGCAGCACUCUAGUCCUCGACGAGCCAAGUCCUACAAUGACAUGCACAAUGCUGGAAUAGGGCUCGGAGAGCAGCCGCAGGAGGACGACGAGGACCUCCCUGAUAUGAACAGCAGCAUUACAGGAGAUUCUAGUGAAUUAGACGAAAUUCAUCACUCAGUACGACCCUACGUCCCCCGCCAGAGUGAGCUGUCCUACCCCGGGACGACCCCCUCACCAUCGGCCACCACGGAGAGCACACAGCAGACACACUCUCACCUGAGCCAUCCUCCCCCAGAGGAUCCCGUAGGACCUCUGCCUGACAACUGGGAGAUGGCCUACACCGAGAACGGAGAGGUCUACUUUAUAGACCACAACACAAAGACAACCUCCUGGAUAGACCCUCGGUGCCUGGACAAACCUCAGAAACCCCUAGAAGAAUGUGAAGAUGAUGAAGGGGUCCACACAGAGGAGCCGGAUAAUGAUCUAGAGCUGCCACCAGGAUGGGAGAAAAUAGAUGAUCCGGUGUACGGGGUCUACUAUGUUGAUCACAUCAACAGGAAGACCCAGUAUGAGAACCCGUUGCUGGAGGCUAAGAAACGGAGGCAGCUGGAACAGCAGCCGCCUCAGCCCCAAAGCCAGCAGCCACCUGAAGGUGAGCGCUACAUCCGAGAGUGGAUCGAGGACUCGGCGUUGGCCGGCGCUCCCCUGGCCAGCUACGCUGCCAGCCAUGAGACCUACCGGGACCCUCACACGGGUCCCCCGGUGUCCACCGCCGUGGGACAGAAACGAGGGAAGCCCUUCUUUACGAGGAACCGAUCUGAGCUGAACGGGACCUUUAUCAAUACCAAACUGAAGAAGAGUCGUCGGGGGUUUGGUUUCACCGUCGUUGGAGGGGAUGAGCCGGAUGAGUUCCUGCAGAUUAAGAGCCUGGUUCUUGAUGGACCUGCUGCCCUCGAUGGAAAGAUGGAAACAGGCGACGUGAUCGUGAGUGUCAACGAUACCUGUGUGCUCGGAUACACUCACGCCCAAGUUGUGAAGAUCUUCCAGUCCAUCCCGAUCGGUUCCAUGGUCAACCUGGAGCUGUGCCGCGGCUACCCGCUACCUUUCGACCCCGACGACCCCAACACCAGCCUGGUUACCUCAGUGGCCAUUCUGGACAACAAAGAGCCCAUCAUCGUCAACGGCCAGGAAGUCUCCAACAGCUACGACUCGCCGUCCAACUACGUGGGCCAGGGCACCAACAACGGGCCGGCCCACCCCGGGGCCCCCCUCAACGGCCUGCCCCGGCCCCACAGCCCCUCCACGGAGGCGGCCUCCGACACUUCCUCCCAGCACGGCUACUCCAGCGACGUGGUCACCAUGGCCUCGGCCAUCGCCACUCAACCGGAGCUCAUCACUGUGCACAUGGAGAAAGGAGACAAGGGCUUCGGCUUCACCAUCGCCGACACCCCCGGCGGUGGAGGACAGAGGGUGAAGCAGAUUGUGGACUACCCACGCUGCCGGGGCCUCAGGGAGGGGGACAUCAUUGUGGAGGUGAACAAGAGAAACGUGCAGAGCAUGUCCCACAACCAGGUGGUGGACCUGCUCAGUAAGUGUCCAAAAGGCAGCGAGGUCACCAUGCUGGUGCAGAGAGGAGUGGCACCUGCAAAGAAGAGUCCCAAACUGGAUUACUUUGAGCUGGCGCCUCCGUACAGAGAUUACACUCGGAGGCAACUGUCCAGGAAGGACAGUCAGAGCAGCUCCCAGCAUAGCGUCUCCAGCCACCGGAGCACCCACACAGAUUCGCCCGUGCACUCGUCCCUGGCACCCCCUCUCAGCGAGAGCAGCACCCCCCCUGCCCCCUCGCAGCCUUUGCCAGGCCUCCCAGCGCAGGACUCCCAAGCAGAAGGGGCCGUCCAGAGAAAACCGGACCCCUUUAAGAUCUGGGCCCAGUCCAGGAGCAUGUAUGAAAGUAGGCUUCCAGACUUCCAGGAGCAGGACAUUUUUCUAUGGAGAAAGGACACAGGGUUUGGCUUCAGGAUCCUCGGAGGCAACGAGCCAGGAGAACCUAUCUACAUCGGCCACAUAGUGAAGUACGGCGCUGCAGAUGAAGACGGUCGCCUGCGGUCCGGCGAUGAGCUGAUAUGUGUGGACGGCACCGCCGUGGUGGGCAAGUCGCACCAACUGGUGGUGCAGCUGAUGCAGCAGGCGGCCAAGCAGGGCCACGUCAACCUGACCGUGAGACGCAAGACCGGCUACGCAGUGAAAGCAGAGGGAGACGUGCCUCCGUCGCCGGCGUCUUCCCACCACAGCAGCACUCAGGCGCCCAGCCUGACAGAAGAUAUAGGCCGGCGCACGCUGCAGGGCAGCCAGAACUCCCUGAACACCGUCAGCUCCGGCAGCGGCUCCACCUCCGGCAUCGGCAGCGGCGGGGGAGGUCCCGGCUUGGGGGUUAGUGGGAACCCUGUGGUUGUCGCCGCCACCGCAGCCACCACCUCCUCUCAGCCCCCGAGCAGCGCCGCCGCCGCCGGCCCCAUCUCCUCCGUGCAGCCCUACGACGUGGAGAUCCGACGCGGCGAGAACGAGGGAUUUGGGUUUGUCAUCGUCUCAUCGGUGUCGCGACCCGAAGCAGGCACCACCUUCGCUGGAAAUGCGUGUGUGGCCAUGCCUCACAAAAUAGGGCGCAUCAUCGACGGGAGCCCGGCGGACCGCUGCGGGAAGUUGAAGGUCGGCGACCGCAUCCUGGCCGUUAACGGAUGCUCCAUCACCAACAAGUCCCACUCCGACAUCGUCAACCUCAUCAAGGAGGCCGGAAACACCGUCACACUUCGCAUCAUUCCCGGAGACGAGUCAUCGAAUGCGUCUUUGCUGACGAAUGCAGAGAAGAUCGCCACUAUAACCACCACUCACACACCCCAGCAACAGGUGGCAGCAGAGGCCAGGAAUAACACCAAACCAAAACAGGAAUCUUUUGAAUUUAAGUCCCCGCAAGCGGCCCCUCCCCAGCCCCCCACGCAGCAAGCGUCGGCUCAGGAUGGUGAGUUCUACUCGGUGGACCUGGAGCGAGACAACAAAGGCUUCGGCUUCAGCCUGCGGGGAGGCAGAGAGUACAACAUGGACCUGUACGUGCUGAGGCUCGCUGAGGACGGAGCAGCUGUGCGCAACGGAAAAAUGAGGGUCGGCGAUGAAAUCUUGGAGAUCAACGGCGAGAGCACCAAAGGCAUGAAGCACGCACGAGCCAUCGAGCUCAUCAAGAACGGAGGCCGGCGUGUCCAUCUGGUGCUCAAGAGGGGUGACGGCUCUGUGCCUGAAUAUGACGGCAGCCCCAACGACGGCAGCGCAGCCGACCCAGCCGCAGGGUUACAAAACGCUGCGGAAAUGAGCACGCUGCCCCCCACCAACGCACCAUCAGAGUCAAGUUUCCCACCAGAACCCCAGCAACCACACCGGAGCAAAACGGAGCCCAACCGCCGCGCAAACGGCACUGGCAGAACCCACCGUUCCCAUCACCGCCACCACUCCCCCAACAAAACCAGUAGGGGAAAACACAAGGGGAAGAAUCCGCCCAAGGCGGUGAAGAAGAAGGAUAACAAGGGAAGUGACGGGCACCGCCACCACUCUGGUGGGAACCACCAUAGCCAUCGCCACCGUUCUCCCCAGAAAGGGCACGGCCGCUCCCGGAGUGCAGAGAACCACCUGGACGGCCGAGGCCGGCACGGCCGUGGCCGCUCGCCCGAGAGGCCUCGCGGUCAGAGCUCCUCCAACCCCCGCCACCGCUCUCCCCAACGCUCUCCCCAACGCUCUCCUCAUCACUCGCCCCGCCGGCACAGGUCGCCCCACCGCUCUCGCCACCACUCCCCCACCAGACGUGGCCACCGCUCCCACGACCCCUACCAGCACGCCUCGCCGGAGAGACACAACCACGCCAACGAGAAACCCGCGGGAGACGAGGCCGCCGCGAAAGAGCCCAACAAGUCUCCUGAACCCACCUUCCCUUUCGAGGACACCCUCCUGCGAGAGUCCCUGGCCAUGGACCGCCUGAACAGGGACGCCACGCUCCCAUCGCUGCGGGGAGAGGCUCGCCCGUACGGGGAGGACAGUCUGCUGAGGAGAGUCUCCUCCAUGGAGAGGCUCUACAGGGGGGACCGGGGUGACGGGCUGCUGAAGAACUUGGCGGCAUCACGAGACCAGGAGGCCUCCUACAGAAACCCCACCCUGCCCAGACCCCGCACUCCUGAUUCCGAUUCAGCUUACCAGAGAUACAGCUCGCUGCUGAGGGGGCAGUCACCUGUGAUGUUGGAGAGGGGGCGCUACGCCAGCAGAGAUGUCACUCCCGAACCUCGUUACCGAGCACGCAGCCUGGGACGAGACAUCUCCCCGCCGAGGAGCCACAGGAGGCUCGACUCCGAGGAUGAAGAGGACGACGACAACUUCGUAGCGGAUAAAGUGAGGGAGUACUACAGCACGCUCAAGUCCAACCACAGUCUCUCUUCUCAGCCCAAGCGUCCCGAGCCUAAGAAGACCUACAAGGAUAAUCCCAAAGACCUGAGCAUCUGAUUGGCCUGCUGUCAGUUAACCUCAGAAAGCAUCCACACAACACCUCAAGUACUCACUCCCAUCGCCGCCUGGUUCUGCAGGAAUGCAACACGUUUGUGUUCGUGUCACACACCACACCAUGACACAAACAUUCAACACAUAUAUGCACUCAUACACAAAUUAUGUAACAAUGUUGAGUUACUAAUAAGACAGUAAUCCCCAAAUGACUUUUGAAACUUUUCUUUUUCAUUUUUUUAACUGUAUGUUUUUCUUCUUGUUUUUUGUUGAAGCAUUCUACAUUUACAGAUUUUUACAGAAAAAUGUAAAACCACAAAAAAACAAUGAUGUGCCUAAUUUUGUUUUUGAUUCAAUGUGUGGGGAGAAUUUUGUGCCCCACUGUCAGACAGAGAAAUGUACUCUUCCACACCGAUCCCAUGGAAGUACCGUGCACCUGGAUCACCGCUACUGGUGUGCAUGUCUUUACCGGUUCCAGUGUCUCUCUUUCCUGCCUUCAUUUUCUCUCUGUCUCUCUCUCUCGCUCUCUCUCUCUCUCUCUCUCUCUCUCUCUCUCUCUCUCUCUCUCUCUCUCUCUCUCUCUCUCUCUCUUGCUCUCUCUUCCCAGUGCCACUGUUUUUUAGACAUUUGACCAGACUAUAGCACAAGCCUGCAUUUGUUUGUAUAUUUUUGACAGUUUGCAGUGUGUGUACAUUCAGAGGUGAUCAUUUUAAAUGAAUGAAGGGAAAAUUAAGUUACACUAUGAUGAUGAUGUUAAAAUAAAAUAAUAUAUU
Molecule: messenger RNA, 6303 nt
Organism: Cololabis saira (Pacific saury)
Lineage: Eukaryota; Metazoa; Chordata; Actinopteri; Beloniformes; Belonidae
Gene: magi1b
Product: membrane associated guanylate kinase, WW and PDZ domain containing 1b
Exons: 24
Coding region: 365-5536 (1723 amino acids)
Biological process (GO): signal transduction
Cellular component (GO): cytoplasm
Molecular function (GO): protein binding
Source: RefSeq, a predicted model, not a curated record